Molecule: messenger RNA, 1971 nt
Organism: Xenopus tropicalis (tropical clawed frog)
Lineage: Eukaryota; Metazoa; Chordata; Amphibia; Anura; Pipidae
Gene: odc1
Product: ornithine decarboxylase 1
Biological process (GO): polyamine biosynthetic process; polyamine metabolic process
Molecular function (GO): ornithine decarboxylase activity; catalytic activity
Source: RefSeq, marked provisional
CUCAGCUCUGCGAGUGCUGGUUACGGAUAGCUGAAGUGCCGUUUGUCCGAGGUGGUCUUUUUUUUCCUGCCUGGUUAUUUGUGGCCUCGAUGGGUACAGACUUCGUAAAUGCUUUUUAAGAAUACAAACAGCAGAACAGCGCAGAGCGGCUCCAUUGAGAGCGUAGGACUUGUCCUCUACUUACCAGGCUUCUAUUUCACCGGCGAGCCUCCUUGGGAGUGAAACUGAAGCUUUCUUUAUAGUUAUCCCCCAUCUCUUACUUGUCCAUUUUGUUGCAUAGUUUGCCUCUUGAAACAAAAUAACUGCAAAAAUGAACAGCUUCAGCAACGACGACUUUGACUUCAGUUUCCUGGAGGAAGGUUUCUGUGCCAGGGAUAUUGUGGAGCAAAAGAUCAAUGAAGUGUCCUUAUCUGAUGACAAAGAUGCCUUUUAUGUUGCUGAUCUUGGUGACAUUGUGAAAAAGCAUGUACGUUGGUUUAAAGCACUCCCACGUGUCACUCCAUUUUAUGCUGUAAAAUGCAAUGACAGCAAAGCCAUCGUGAAGACUCUCUCCCUCCUUGGUGCAGGCUUUGACUGUGCCAGUAAGACGGAAAUCCAACUAGUACAAAGUAUUGGAGUGUCAUCUGAGCGAAUUAUCUAUGCAAAUCCAUGUAAACAAGUCUCCCAGAUCAAAUAUGCAGCUAGCUGUGGUGUUGAGAAGAUGACUUUUGACAGUGAAGUUGAACUAAUGAAAGUGGCAAGGAAUCACCCAAAUGCAAAGCUUGUUCUGCGCAUAGCAACUGAUGACUCAAAAGCUGUCUGCCGCCUCAGUGUAAAAUUUGGUGCCACCCUUAAAACAAGCAGGCUGCUUCUGGAGCGGGCAAAAGAGCUUAAUGUGGAUAUAAUUGGUGUAAGUUUCCAUGUUGGCAGUGGCUGCACUGAUCCUCAGACUUAUGUACAAGCUGUCUCAGAUGCACGAUGUGUCUUUGACAUGGGGGCUGAGCUUGGAUUCAACAUGCAUUUACUUGACAUUGGUGGAGGAUUCCCUGGUUCAGAGGACGUUAAACUGAAGUUUGAAGAGAUUACAUCUGUGAUAAACCCAGCCCUGGAUAAGUACUUCCCAGUAGAUUCUGGAGUGACCAUCAUUGCUGAGCCUGGGAGAUACUAUGUGGCCUCUGCUUUUACACUCGCAGUUAAUAUCAUUGCCAAGAAAGUUAUGGUGAAUGAGCAAAGUGGAUCUGAUGAUGAAGAGGAUGCUGCCAAUGACAAGACCCUGAUGUACUAUGUGAAUGAUGGCGUGUAUGGAUCUUUCAACUGCAUCUUGUUUGAUCAUGCACAUGUCAAGCCAGUUCUAACAAAGAAACCUAAACCAGAUGAGAGCUUCUACUCAAGCAGCAUUUGGGGACCAACCUGUGAUGGAUUGGAUCGUAUUGUGGAAAGGUUCGACCUGCCAGAGCUACAAGUUGGAGACUGGAUGUUAUUUGAGAACAUGGGCGCCUACACUGUUGCUGCAUCCUCAACAUUCAAUGGAUUUCAGAGACCAACCCUUUAUUAUGUAAUGUCAAGGCCACACUGGCAACUCAUGCAUGAUAUUAAAGAACAUGGCAUUCUCCCUGAAGUACCAGAACUGAGCGCACACCGUGUAUCCUGUGCCCAGGAGAGUGGCAUUGAGCUUGCCCCUACCAUCUGUCCUACUGCCAGCAUCAACGUAUAGGCUUAUUAACAAACGCUGUAGUUCAACUGCAACUUUAGUCUUGGGACCAUUUAUUUAAAUUUAACUCAUUCUUUUUUUCUAGAUUGUAUUUGCCAGCAUUAAUGCAACAAAAUGGAUGACUGUGAGAUGGGGUCACAUUAUCUGUGUUCCUAUGGAAACUUUUUUUUAUGUUUUUUGAAGUAUAUUGGAGAUGCAAAUUAUCACUCAAGCAUUUGUAGCUUGUGUAUUGCCAGUCAGCAUCUUCAUUGACCAGUUUUACAAAUAAAGUGUUCAAACAA